Scomber japonicus (chub mackerel) is the source of this 2991-nucleotide messenger RNA. RefSeq names its product rap guanine nucleotide exchange factor 4-like. Gene Ontology annotation, molecular function: guanyl-nucleotide exchange factor activity. Gene Ontology annotation, biological process: Ras protein signal transduction; positive regulation of GTPase activity. The record is from RefSeq and is a predicted model, not a curated record. Lineage: Eukaryota; Metazoa; Chordata; Actinopteri; Scombriformes; Scombridae. Gene Ontology annotation, cellular component: plasma membrane. Bases 1 to 2991 code for a protein of 996 amino acids. The transcript has 30 exons.
AUGGUCGCGGUGCAGACGUCCCCAAGCCUGUCCCCAUCGGUGGAGUGGAUCUGUUGCCUGGAUAAAAGGCCUGCAGAGCGCUCAGGAGAGGAUGUGGAUAUUAUUUUGACCAGACUGAGAGAAGUCAAAGCCUUCCAGAGGUUCCCACCACCGCUUUUACUGCAGAUCUGUGCCUGUGCCUUCUAUGAAUGCCUGGAGAAAGGAAUCACAUUGUUUCGACAGGGAGACAUUGGCACCAGCUGGUACGCUGUUCUCUCUGGCUCCCUAGAUGUGAAAGUGUCAGAAACCGCCAACCACCAGGAUGCUGUCGCCAUCUGUACUCUGGGGAUUGGCACAGCAUUUGGGGAGUCCAUCCUGGACAACACACCACGCCAUGCUACCAUUGUCAGCAGAGAGACCAGUGAGCUGCUUCGAAUCGAACAGAGGGAGUUCAAGACCCUUUGGGAGAAGUAUCGUCAGAGCCUGGCUGGACUGUUGGCCCCUCCUUAUGGAGCUAUGGAGAGUGGAUCCAACAAUGAUAGACUCACAGACAAAGACAACAUGAACUCAGACUCUGCAAACAAAGCUCAUAACAAGAUACCCUCAGAGAAGCUGCAGAGAGCGGGAAAGGUUCUCCGCAAUGCCAUCCUGUCCAGAGCCCCGCACAUGAUUCGGGACAGGAAGUACCACCUCAAGACAUACAGACAGUGCUGUGUCGGCACAGAGCUGGUGGAUUGGCUGGUGCUGCAGAGUGCCUGUGUUCUCACACGAUCCCAUGCUGUUGGGAUGUGGCAGGCACUACUGGAAGAAGGGGUACUUAAUCAUGUGGACCAGGAGCUGGGUUUCCAGGACAAGUACCUGUUCUACCGAUUUCUUGAUGAUGAAGAGGAGGACACACCGUUACCUAGUGAGGAAGAGAAGCGGGAAAGUGAGGAAGAGCUGCCAGAGACCAUCCUCUUCCUUGUUCAGAUCGGCCCUGAUGCACUGCUGCGCAUGAUCCUUAGGAAAUCGCCUGGUCAGAGGACAGGGGAUGACCUAGAGAUCAUCUAUGAUGAGCUGCUUCACAUCAAGGCCUUAGCUCACCUCUCUAACACUGUGAAGAGGGAAUUGGCAAGUGUUGUGAUCUUCGAGUCGCACGCGAAAGCUGGAACUGUGUUGUUCAACCAAGGGGAGGAGGGCACGUCAUGGUACAUCAUCCAGAAGGGCUCUGUGAAUGUGGUUAUCUAUGGCAAGGGGGUAGUGUGUACGCUCCACGAGGGUGAUGACUUUGGGAAGUUGGCCCUGGUUACAGAUUCACCUCGUGCUGCCUCCAUCGUUCUGAGAGAGGACCACUGCCACUUCCUUCGUGUGGACAAGGAAGACUUCAACAGGAUACUCAGGGAUGUGGAAGCCAACACAGUGCGUUUGAAAGAACAUGAACAAGCUGUGCUGGUGUUAGAAAAGAGUCCUCGAGCCUCCACCCUGGGAAGCAUCAAGUACACUGUGAUAUCAGGAACUCCAGAGAAAGUUCUUGAGCACUUCCUGGAGACCAUGAGAAUGGACAUACAUCACAGUGAACCAGACCCAGCAGUGGAUGAUUUUGUCCUCAUGCACUGUGUCUUCAUGCCCAACAGCCAGCUGUGCCCUCUACUCAUGGCACACUACCAUGCGGCAUCUCCACCUGGCUCUGAACAGGAGAGGUUGGAGUACGCGCUCAACAGUAAGAGAAGAGUCCUCAUUCUGGCCCUGCGCUGGGCCAACACACACACAUACUUGCUACAGGAGGAGCCUGCUGCAAUAUCUUUCCUUGAGGAGCUGUAUGGAAGUUUAUCAAAUGAUUCCCGGAUGCUCAGAGCUCUGAAAGACUUGGUUCCUGACCUGGAGAAAGUCGUCAAACUACAUUCAGAGGAAGCCAAAGCCACAAAAAAGAAGACCCUUAUACGACAAUUCAGCGACGGAGAGGAAAGGCUACAGAAGAAACAAGCCAUCAGGAAUCAAGAUGACAUCCUGUUGAAGGUGUACUGCAUGGAUCACACGUACACAACUAUCCGAGUUGCUGUAUUGGCGACAGGAAAGGAAGUUAUCAGUGCUGUGGCCGACAAACUUGGUACCACUGACGAGCUCCUGUUGGUCCACCUCACCUGUGCAGGUGAAAAAAUAAUCCUGAAGCCUAAUGAUGUGUCAGUGUUUUCUACUCUGAGCAUCAACGGUCGAUUAUUUGUCUGUCCUCGAGACCAGCUUGGCAGCCUGACUCCUCUUCCAGACCAGGAGGGGCCCUCUACAGGCUCCAUGUCUACUUUUGAGCUGAUGAGUUCUAAGGACCUGGCUUAUCAAAUGACAAUGUUUGACUGGGAGCUCUUCAGCUGUGUACAUGAGCAUGAGCUGCUCUAUCACACUUUUGGCCGCCAGAGCUUCAGAAGAACCACAGCUAACAUGGACCUGUUCCUGCGGAGGUUCAACCAGGUUCAGCUGUGGGUGGUAACUGAGGUCUGCCUCUGUGGACAGCUGAGUAAGAGAGUCCAACUCCUCAAGAAAUUCAUCAAGAUAGCUGCACAUUGUCGGGAAUUUAAGAACCUGAAUUCAUUCUUUGCCAUCAUUAUGGGGAUGAGUAACCCUGCUGUCAGCAGACUGAGCCAGACAUGGGAGAAACUCCCCACCAAGUUUAAGAAGUUCUAUGCUGAGUUUGAGAGCAUGAUGGACCCAUCCAGAAACCACCGGGCGUACAGACUUACUGUUACCAAACUGGAACCACCAAUCAUCCCCUUUAUGCCGCUCCUUCUCAAGGAUAUGACAUUUACACAUGAAGGCAACAAGACAUUCAUUGACAAUAUGGUCAAUUUUGAGAAAAUGCGUAUUAUAGCUAACACAAUACGGCAAGUGAGGCACUGUAGAAGCCAGCCUUUCAACCCUGAAAUAUGCCAACCUAACAAGAAUCAGGCGGAGGUCCGGGGUUACGUUAGGAAGCUCUGUGUGAUUGACAACCAGAGGGCAUUGACGCAGCUCUCCUACAGGCUGGAGCCUCGGCGGACAUGA